Dendrobium catenatum is the source of this 1977-nucleotide messenger RNA. RefSeq lists its product as uncharacterized. The record is from RefSeq and is a predicted model, not a curated record. The transcript has 2 exons. NCBI's taxonomy places the organism in Eukaryota, Viridiplantae, Streptophyta, Magnoliopsida, Asparagales, Orchidaceae. The coding region runs from base 359 to 1969 and encodes 536 amino acids.
UCGGCCUUGCUUCCCGCCGCUCCUCCCGCCGGCGCCGCCUCUCUCCGGCGAAGUGUAAACUUCCGGCCACCCUCUAGGAGUACUCCAGAUUGGAUUUUAGGUAUUUUUAUUAAGUUUAGGGAUAUAUUUUGCAAGUUUAAGAGAAACUAGGGUUUAGUUUUUUUUUUUUUUUUUUUAGUGUAUUUGAUUUUUUGCUUUAGGAGACAUGGUUAGAGGUAAAGAAAAGACGAAUACGUCAUUGCGGAGGGAUCCUUCUUGAAAGUAUAGUGUACAAGUUGACAUUGGCGGCGGAGAGAAGAGCUAUGUCUAUUUAAAGUGCAACUUUUGUGAGAAAGUUGUGAAGGGCGGAGUAACCCGCAUGAAGGAGCACUUAUCAUGCUCUCACAAGAACGUAGCACCUUGUGCAAAAGUGCCGGACAAUGUGAAGAAAGAAAUAAGUGCUUACAUGAAGAAAACUACCACUGUCAAACACUUACAACAGCAGCAAUUUGAUGAAAGGGUCGACCAAGGUGCCUAUUUUGGGAGCGAGAGUGGAAAGGGCUCUUCCUCCACUAUACAUAGUAGAGGUGCACGGGGUCCUAUGGAUCAGUACAUGACUACUGCAGGAGCAGAUAGAGGAGAAGCAGAGAUGAUGCCUGCAGCUGGUACUAGAGAGGGUCGACGACAGGUUUGCAUGGACAUUGGGAGAUUCUUUUUUGAAAAUGCAAUACCAUUUAAUGUUGCUACAUCGCCUGCCUACUUCAGUAUGAUGCGGUCUGUAGGAUUGUAUGGAAGAGGGUUGAAAGCACCUUCUAUAUAUGAGUUGUGCACUUGGAUUUUAAAAGAGGAGUUGCAGAACACCGAACGAACCAUUGAUGAGAUUAAAAGAACAUGGAUUGAGACAGGUGUGACUAUAAUGUCAGAUGGAUGGUCUGACAUGAAGAGUAGGAGUUUGAUAAACAUCCUUGUCAACAAUCCCUAUGGUACAGUGUUCUUAAGAUCUGUUGAAGCUUCUGAUGAGGUGAAGAAUGCUACAUUUAUUUUUAAUUUACUUGAUGGAGUUAUUGAGGAGAUUGGAGAGCAGUUGGUUGUCCAGGUAGUGACUGAUAAUGCCAGUGCAUACAAAGCAGCUGGUCAGAUGUUGAUGGAGAAGAGGACACACCUCUAUUGGACACCUUGCGCAGCACAUUGUAUUGAUCUCAUAUUGGAGGAUCUUGGUGACUUACCUCAGCACAAGAGUGCUCUUGCUAGGGCGAAGAAGAUUACAAAAUUCAUCUACAAUCACUCUUGGGUCUUAAGCUUAAUGAGAAAAUUUUCAAAGAAAGAAAUCAUUCGACCUGCAACCACUAGGUUUGCCACCUCCUAUUUGACACUGCAGAGCUUGAUGGAGGUGAGGCAACCUUUGGAAGCCAUGUUUACAUCAACUGAAUGGCUAAACUCUGCUUGGGGGAAGAAGAGUGAGGGAAAGGAGAUAAGAAAGAUAAUUCUGAAUGAUAAAUUUUGGGCUACUGUGACCUAUGCCAUUUUGAGCACGAGACCCUUAGUGCAAGUUCUACGCUUAGUGGAUGCAGAGAAGAAACCAGCUAUGGGUUUUAUUUAUAAUGCUAUGGAUGAGGCCAAGGAGUUGAUUGCACAUAACUUGGGAGGAGAGGAGGCAAGUUAUAGGGAGAUUUGGGAUAUCGUUGAUGCUCGGUGGGAGGUGCAGUUACACCGACAUCUACAUGCAGCUGCAUAUUAUCUUAACCCUCAAUUUCAAUAUUCAGAGAAAAAAUCUUCAAAUCCGGAGGUUAAGCUUGGUCUAUAUCACUGUAUGGAAAGAUUAAUACCGGAGCAAGCAGAUAGGGAGCUUGCAGAUUUACAGCUUGUUCUGUUCCGGAAUAAAGAGGGUUUUUUUGGUUUAAAUGCAGCAAAAACUACCAUUUCUAAACGGUCUCCAGGUAUAAUUAAUUUGGUAAAUGCAAUACACUUUAUUCAAUAUUCUGAAUUUUGAUUAUAUUU